UCAUUACAUAGCAAACAUAAACACGUAAGUUCGAAGAUACCAUUAAAACAACACAAUCAAGAACAAAGUAAAUUCCAAUUCCUUUGGAACAUAUCAUUUAGAAUCUCUUUAUUCUUUUAUAUUUUUGUCGUGAAUCCAUUCUUUGAUUUCUUUUCCUCUAUAUAAACACCCAUUUUUUUCCUGUUUAUCACCAAGAAAUCAAUCAUUCCAACUCAAAUCUUGAUUUCUUGAUUUCAUUCUGCAUAAAAAAUGGCUCCUAGUUUAACCAAAGAAAGUUCUGGUCCUGUAGAACUAAUUGCUGAGAGCAAUAAUCACAUUAAACCUAGUUCUGAUCCUGUAUUCUCUCUUCAAGAUUCAAAUCUCAAAGCCAAUGGCCAUGUUUUUCUCUCCGAUGUUCCUCAUAAUAUCACUGUCACUCCAUCUCCUUAUACUGCUAACGACAAAUCAUUGACUGCCGUUGGAUCUUUCAUUGGUUUUGACUCGCCGGAACCCAAGGAUCGUCAUGUUGUCUCCGUCGGGAAGCUCAAGAACAUACGUUUCAUGAGUAUUUUCCGGUUCAAGGUCUGGUGGACCACCCACUGGGUCGGUUCUAACGGCGGAGACCUCGAAAACGAAACUCAGAUGGUAGUUCUUGAUAAGUCUGACGACGGCCGUCCUUAUAUCCUUCUACUUCCUCUCCUAGAAGGUUCUUUUCGGGCAUCGCUGCAGCCCGGAAAAGACGAUAAUGUCGACGUCUGUGUCGAAAGCGGAUCGACAAAAGUCUCGGCCGCCGGAUUCCGAUCUGUUCUUUACGUGCAUGCAGGUGAUGAUCCGUAUAAGUUGGUCACCGAAGCCAUGAAAGUAAUUAGGGUUCAUUUAGGCACAUUUAAGUUACAAGAGGAGAAAAAUCCACCUGGCAUAGUUGAUAAGUUUGGAUGGUGUACAUGGGAUGCGUUUUAUCUUACGGUGCACCCGCAAGGUGUAUGGGAAGGAGUAAAAGGUCUAGUUGAUGGUGGGUGUCCACCUGGCUUAGUGUUGAUUGAUGACGGGUGGCAAUCCAUCAGCCAUGAUGCUGAUCCAAUCACAAAAGAGGGUAUGAAUGGUGCUGUAGCAGGGGAACAAAUGCCAUGUAGGUUACUCAAAUUUGAUGAAAAUUAUAAAUUUAGGGACUAUGUUAGCCCUAAAAGCUUGGCUAAUGGAAGCAAUAAUAAAGGGAUGGGUGCCUUUGUUAAGGACCUUAAGGAGGAGUUUAGUAGUGUUGAUUAUGUGUAUGUUUGGCAUGCUCUUUGUGGGUAUUGGGGUGGUUUAAGACCUAACGUGCCCGGCCUGCCGGAAAGUGCGGUGGUGAAGCCGAAAUUGUCGCCGGGAUUGGAGUUGACUAUGGAAGAUCUUGCCGUCGAUAAGAUUUAUAAUAAUGGCGUCGGAUUAGUUCCGCCGGGAAAAGUUGAUGAGAUGUAUGAAGGGAUUCAUUCGCAUCUUCAUAAUACUGGGAUUGAUGGUGUUAAGGUCGACGUUAUUCAUUUGCUGGAAAUGCUGUGUGAAGACCAUGGAGGGAGGGUAGAAUUGGCAAAGGAAUAUUACAAGGCACUAACAGCUUCAGUGAAGAAACAUUUCAAUGGAAAUGGUGUAAUUGCCAGUAUGGAACACUGCAAUGAUUUCAUGUUCCUUGGUACUGAAGCUAUUUCUCUUGGUCGUGUCGGUGAUGAUUUUUGGUGCACUGAUCCAUCUGGAGAUCCAAACGGAACAUUUUGGCUACAAGGAUGUCACAUGGUGCAUUGUGCUUACAAUAGCUUAUGGAUGGGCAAUUUCAUACACCCUGAUUGGGACAUGUUCCAGUCUACACAUCCUUGUGCUGAAUUUCAUGCUGCUUCUAGGGCCAUUUCCGGUGGUCCGGUUUACGUUAGUGACUCCGUCGGCCAGCAUAAUUUCGCCUUGCUCAAGCGUCUCGUCUUGCCCGACGGUUCUAUUCUCCGGUGUAGCUACUAUGCUCUUCCUACUAGAGAUUGUCUCUUUCUGGACCCUCUUCAUGAUGGCAAGACCAUGCUCAAAAUUUGGAACCUCAACAAGUUUACCGGAGUGAUCGGAGUAUUCAACUGUCAAGGAGGAGGAUGGUGCCGCGAGAGUCGGCGAAACAAAUGCGCCUCCGAAUGCUCUCACCUUGUCACCACUCACACAAAUCCCAAAGACAUUGAAUGGAACAGCGGAAAGAAUCCAAUUUCCAUUGAAGCUGUGCAGCUUUUUGCAAUGUACUUAUCUAAAUCCAACAAGCUACUCAUUUCUAGCGCAUCUGAGAAUCUCAAAAUUGCACUCGACCCCUUCAAUUUCGAGCUUAUUACUGUUUCCCCCGUCACUGUCUUGCCCGGAAAAUCAGUUCAAUUUGCUCCGAUAGGUCUGGUCAACAUGCUCAACACUGGUGGUGCUAUCCAGUCGUUGACCUACAAUGCUGACUCGGUAAAAAUUGGAGUAAAAGGAGAGGGUGAAUUUAGGGUUUAUGCAUCGGAGAAGCCUAGAGGUUGCAAAAUUGAUGGAAAAGAAGUUGAGUUUGAGUAUGAAGAUAGCAUGGUGGUUGGUCAAGUUCCAUGGUCUGCUACUGACUCUUUUGGUAUCUCCAGUGUGGAGUACUUGUUCUAAUUAUGCUUUAUUAUGGAAUAAUUAUUUCUCCAAAGUACUUAAGUGAGUGUUACAAUAAAUUAUGUAAUUAAUUGAUGUAUUUCUCUAAGUUUAAUGGUUAUUAUCUAUGUUUGUAA
Molecule: messenger RNA, 2726 nt
Organism: Mercurialis annua (annual mercury)
Lineage: Eukaryota; Viridiplantae; Streptophyta; Magnoliopsida; Malpighiales; Euphorbiaceae
Product: probable galactinol--sucrose galactosyltransferase 5
Exons: 4
Coding region: 250-2610 (786 amino acids)
Molecular function (GO): galactinol-sucrose galactosyltransferase activity
Source: RefSeq, a predicted model, not a curated record